Messenger RNA from Lizanozyma spartinae, 1062 nucleotides. Its product is annotated as U1 snRNP complex subunit. The transcript is spliced from 4 exons. Gene Ontology annotation, molecular function: mRNA binding; U1 snRNA binding. Gene Ontology annotation, cellular component: U2-type prespliceosome; U1 snRNP; precatalytic spliceosome. NCBI's taxonomy places the organism in Eukaryota, Fungi, Ascomycota, Pichiomycetes, Serinales, Debaryomycetaceae. The coding region runs from base 1 to 1062 and encodes 353 amino acids. The record is from RefSeq and is a predicted model, not a curated record. Gene Ontology annotation, biological process: mRNA splicing, via spliceosome.
AUGUCACAAUUCGCAAGCUUCUCGCAAGAUAAUACCGACAAGUACCCUGAAGAAGUCCAACGGCUUUUCAAACCUCGGCCUCCAAUACUUCAUAGGAAACCAUUAGAUCUUCCAGCUCAUCUCCGGAAAACUCACAGCAUAACUCCGUUGUCCCAAUGGAAGAGUGAAAUAGAAAAGUAUAUUGAAAAAGAUACCCUUGAUAAAAGUCAGAAAAGACCUAAAGGCCCAAGGGAUACCUUCCUUGAAAAUCAUCAAACUUCACAGUAUAAUUUAAGGAAAAGUACUUGUCUGCGUGUUCGACAGUUACAAGAGUGGGAGAAUGCUACACCAGAAUCGUUGGCACGUUAUAAAGACCCUCAUAGAACAGUUUUUGUGCUGCGAUUGGAUUACCGUCUCCAGGAACUAGAUCUUCUGAAGCAUCUCAACCGAUUUGGUGAUAUAGAGUCCGUUACUAUUAUUCGUGAUAAAAAGGGUAACUCUAGAGGUUAUGGAUUCGUUGUAUUUGAAAACGAAGCAGAUUCUCAUAAUUGUAUCAAGGAAUUAGCUCCAACGGGCCUUCGAAUUCCUAUGCUGGAAUCAGAAUCUGAUGCCAGAACCAUUUUGGUUGAUAUGGAGAGGGGAAGAUUAGUACGGAAUUGGAAACCAAGACGCUUAGGUGGUGGAUUGGGUGGGCGACAUUAUACGAGACAAAGUACGAGCACUCUACGUAAUCCUCAUGCGUCUGCUGCGGCUGCUAGAACAUACGAAAGACAUGGUGGGUCUCAGAACUCUUUUGGAAAUAGAAGAUCUCAUCCUCAACAGAGACAACAAGCCACCACAGUCAGUGCUGUUUUUGCUGCUGCUGCUGCUGCUGCUGCUGGCCCAAUAUCCGAGAUUGCAACAAGUCAACCAGAAGUUCCUGUUUCCAUACGUGACAAAUAUGCUCAAUAUGUGAGUGCCACGGUCAGUCUGCAACCUAAUGAUAAAAAGGAAUGCUCAACUUACAAGUAUCAAAGAACAUCACUGUCUGUGAGAAACGACCUUCAAUUAAAAUUUGGUGAUAAAAAGGAUAACAAUAAUUGA